Molecule: messenger RNA, 1155 nt
Organism: Erpetoichthys calabaricus (reedfish)
Lineage: Eukaryota; Metazoa; Chordata; Cladistia; Polypteriformes; Polypteridae
Gene: armc7
Product: armadillo repeat containing 7
Exons: 4
Coding region: 232-807 (191 amino acids)
Molecular function (GO): protein binding
Source: RefSeq, a predicted model, not a curated record
GCACUGCGCAUAACAUUUGCGUGGCUCGCAGCUGCAGGUGAAAAAAAACCCGCUCAAACCGAAGAAAGAGGAUCGAACUCUUUAACUGGACUUGCUUCUUUAUCUCUUAUAAAUUGUAAUUUGUGACAUGGCAAUAUUCUAGAAUUUACAAUAAUAUAUUAGUGGAGGGAGAAAAUGUCAAUUAAAUUCAUUACAGCAGUCUAAUGAGGCUACCUUCGUGGCAUAAGCUGUAUGAUGUCCCACAGGAGAAGUGGCACCCAUGAAGAUGACCGGUUAGAAUACCUCCAGGCCCUGGUCACAGAAUUCCAGGACACUGACAGCCAAGAUGCUAAAGAGCAAGUGCUGGCAAACUUGGCAAACUUCUCAUAUGAUCCCAGUAACUAUGUCUAUCUGCGACAACUGCAGGUCGUUGACCUUUUCCUGGACAUGCUAACGGAAGAGAAUGAAAACUUUGUAGAGUUUGGAAUAGGAGGAGUAUGCAACCUGUGUCUUGACAAAACCAACAAGGAGUAUAUUCUGCAGAACGGUGGACUGAAGUUGGUAAUUUCAUGCCUGUCAAGUCCCAAUGAGGAAACUGUGCUGUCUGCCGUCACAACACUGAUGUAUCUGAUGACGCCUGACUCGCGCCAGGACAUUACUGCUCCGCCAGUAGUGGAGUGCAUGCUGCGCUUCUCCUUGUCUGCCAACAAGAGGCUCAGCAAUCUGGCUGGAGUUUUCCUUCAAGAUUACUGCAGCCCAGAGCAAGUGGAGAGCGCUAGAAGCCUACAGCAGCAUUCAGCACUGGGAAUUCCACUGCCUAGGAAUUAGAAGCAAAAAAGGCAAUGGACAACAUGUACUAUUUGGGUACUACACAAAUACAGCAGGGAAUGGAGCGAGUCGGCUUAAAACUCCGAGAGCCAAGGGUACAAAGUUGUAGUGGUACAUGUAAAGGAGCAGUUUUUCUAUCUGCAGUAAAUGUCUUUGGUCUUGGAUAGUCAAAAGAACAGACUUUAUAGGUGAUGAUGGUAGGAGGGGGAAAAAGCUAAUAUUGAAGAACUGUCUACAUUAAUUAAAGUUGAAUUUAAGUUCAGUGUUCUGCUACUCCAAACCACUGGAGUCUGCAUGUAAAGUCUGUAAUGUGUUUUUUUUUGUUUGUUUUAUUAUCGUAAUUCACAA